AGUGCUCGAUCGGUGAACAUCUUUGUUCGAGCUCUGGGUGCUGAGGACCGCUCAAAAGAUUAUUCUUCAGUUAUUUUUACUUCUUCAAGCAGAAAACUAAGUGAUAAGAUUUAAGUCAAGUGUCAUUGAUGAGUUUUGUAAUUUGAGAAGUUUUUCUUCUUCGGUUGAUUUUCCGAAAAUUCGUCCACUUGCGCACCAAGCGUUCAUCCAGCAUAUGCUCGCAAGACGAACAGAGUGUUGGAUCGUGUUACAAAUAGAAUUUUAUGCGAUUUAUUUUUUAACUGAAAACUUGGUGUGUUUACUCAUUUGACUCUCAGUGAGGAGCUAACCGUAUCCCGCGGUGGCAUUAGUCUGCAUUGGUCCUGCUCAGGGACCGCACGUGUUCUCAUCUAGUGGCUCGGAGUUGAAAACGGUUUAGAGUGCUGUGAAAUAUAUUAUAGAUAACCAUGGUUGCGAAAUCCAGCAUAUUCAUUUUGGCAACUUUAAGUCUAAUAUCAUCCCAAGUGUUCGCCCAGCAGAGGGUAGAUGUGACAAACCAGGAAAUCCGCGAUGCCAUCCUGUCGUUGGUGCACUCGUACAACUUGCUGGACAACAAACUAGAACGACACGAGCAGCGUGAGCGGUCUCUCGGUGAGCAGGUUAAAAAGGGUUUGAUCACGCUGCAGAAGAACCAGCGAAUAUUUGAACCACUCAAGGGCACCAUCACGCGUCUGGAGGAACGCGUCGGUAGCAUCGAAACGGCACUACUCAGCCAAGAUGAGAAAAACACACUACAGCAGAUGAAGUUGGGCGAAACACUCGAGGGCGUUCUGCGUUGGUUAACUGACAAUGCACCAGCACUCGAGGCGAGGGUCAUCCCGGAGGCAAGACCAUACGAAGAUGGCGAAGGUCUUGGUGGCAAGAUGGAUGAGAUUACCGAAAGUAUUAGAGAGCUGAGAAGGGAGGUCGCGGAAUUGAAAUCGGAUAGAGACACACUUGAGCAAACUAACCGUAACCUGAUUCAGCAGGCAGAAAAAUUGGCCCACGCUAAGCAUGGAUCAUCGUCUGACGAAAUUAUUGGCAAAAUCGAGGAAAGAUUAUCCUCGUACUACAACAAUCCGGUCGCAAUCUCCCACUCGAACGUCGACUUCGAAGAGAAGGUCAUCAAGAAGCUAGACACGAUCGAUGCUGCCGUGAAGGAAAGUCAUUCAUCCGCUCUAGCGGCUGUCUCUGCUCAUGGUUCAACGAUUGAUAAGGAGUUUGUACAUGGCUUGAUCAAUGAAACCUUGGAGGCAAUCGAAGAUAUGCGUUUGGAGGUUUUGACCGCGUCCGAUAAGAGUUUCUCGAAGACGGCGACUCGCAUCAAGGAGAACAACGAGGUGCUGCAGGGUUCCGUAAAUGAGAUUUUAAAGACUCUCUCGGAAGAGAUCGUAGAUACGGAAGCAUUCUUCUCUGCUACCAAAAAAGAUAUUGGAUCAUUGCAGGAUGAAAUCGCUGCUUUAAGUAGAUUAGAAAAGUUCUUGUUGCAAACGGGUGAGAACGUUUUGGACGCCAAACGAGGUAUCGAUUAUGGCAUUCAUCAGAUUCUGCGAGAGGUAACGGAGGUUGUCAAGGCCAACUCCAAAGAGCUCAACAAGACAGUUACUAAACGAUUUGAUGAUAUUGGCGCUACGAUUCUGGACAAUCACAACGGUGCCUUAAGCAAUCUCAGUUCGAAGAUUGAAACCGAAAUCAGUCAGGUUUGGCGACAGAUCGGCAUCAUGUAUCAAGAGAUUUCAUCUAGCAAACAAGCCUUGGACCGCCUUCAACAGCAGACUGAAACCUAUGUGAAUGGCACGUUAAAUACGAUGGAUAGCAUGGAAGGAAAGGUUUCGUUGAUUACCGGUCGCAUGUCCGAGGUGGACUCGAAUCUAAACUAUCUUCUGGGUCGUUUGUCGCUGGUUACACAGGAAUUCAAUCUAAUCAAGCGUGGUCUUGGUCAGGCUUUGGAUGAAAUCAAAAGUAGCUUCAUGGAAGUUCAAGAACGUGUCAAAGGACCCGGUCCUCACAAAAUUUCCUCCGCAGAAGUAGACAGCGAUUUCAACCAAUCCCCACCGCCCGCUAUAUAAUAGAGUUCGUAGACUUGCUACAGAUGUGUCCUAGAUUUAGUUUGUAUGUGCUUUUUUGAACCAAAUAAGGAUACUAUUGGAAUCCGUCUUCGGUUAUCGAUGACAAAUGGUGUGCUCAUAAAAAUAAAUGCGGUUUGUAGGUGUUUCAAUAAGAAAAUGCUCUUCCCUUUACGAGUCUCGUCUUAGCUGCAUUCUGGUAUUCGGGACACCAUCCUUGAAGCACGCAGGACCACAUGUGAAUGGAAUUCUAAUGCGAAUCUUGCAUUAAUCUCAUAUCGACAGAGUUCUGUUUAGGAUCGUUUAGAAAAAAAAUCUGUGGUCAACUCUGAUCAUAACUCAUGAACUUGCCAAGUUCAGAUUAAUAUUCUAAGGAAUAAUUAUAAUUCUGUUUGUACUUCAAUAUGGUAAAUAAAGUAAGUGACAUUCAAAAUA
Molecule: messenger RNA, 2519 nt
Organism: Topomyia yanbarensis
Lineage: Eukaryota; Metazoa; Arthropoda; Insecta; Diptera; Culicidae
Exons: 6
Coding region: 447-2087 (546 amino acids)
Cellular component (GO): plasma membrane
Source: RefSeq, a predicted model, not a curated record